CAUUUGAGCACUUGGGCACUGCUCGAGGGCCUGGGGUCAGUAGUGGGCCCCAUAAGAUGCCCCUGGUACCUUUUUAUAGGCUUUUUUUGGGCUUUUUUGAGUUUGGGCAAGGACACAGGGGCCCCAUGAUCCCCUAUUGCCCGGGGGCCCCAUGAGUUGUCAGUCCACCCCUGGUGGUAUCAGCUCUCUGCUAUAAAUAGGCCACUUAAUUUAGGGAACAUUCACUUCAAAUAAAC
Molecule: messenger RNA, 236 nt
Organism: Staurois parvus
Lineage: Eukaryota; Metazoa; Chordata; Amphibia; Anura; Ranidae
Source: the annotation of a GenBank genome assembly